Sphaerulina musiva SO2202 is the source of this 3607-nucleotide messenger RNA. RefSeq names its product Abhydrolase_3-domain-containing protein. The transcript has a single exon. The record is from RefSeq and is a predicted model, not a curated record. NCBI's taxonomy places the organism in Eukaryota, Fungi, Ascomycota, Dothideomycetes, Mycosphaerellales, Mycosphaerellaceae. The coding region runs from base 258 to 1811 and encodes 517 amino acids. Gene Ontology annotation, molecular function: hydrolase activity.
AUGUCUGGGACAUUAUCAACUCCCGUGCCUCCUCCUCUGUCGCCCGCCCGGGAGUCCAUACCGCUCGAAUCGAACUCUUCUCGCACCGGGCCACGAUUUGCGUGGGAAGCGGCUCCUUGAAACACGUCAACACAACUCAGGUCGUCCUUCAUCGACUGCCAACCCUAGUCUGUGGCAUGGCGUAGCAAGCAACAUUGCACUGGAAGCAUUCCGUCUGUUCCAGUCUGUGUAUAUCAAUACCUUAAGGCGGCGCCACUAUGAGUUCCUUCCGAGGUCAUCGACGACUGCCGUCCUCGUCUGGCGACAUCGAAAUGGACAUGCACGACGCCCCAGCGAGUCCCACGGUGGACAGGCGGAGGUCUUUUCUGCCGAAUCUUCUUCCUCACUCGUACAAGGACUCGCGCGACAGAACAAAGUACAUUGCUGUCAACAACCGGCCGCGAUGGGUGCUGCACCUGCAGGCCACUUUCUGGCGUGUCCUCAUGCAGCUGGGCAUGUUCUUCCACCGCUUUGCGCCGCCUCGCCCACCCAACCCAUCCUUCUACCGCAUGAUCGACAGCACCGUGUCCGGCCGUCCGGGUCAGAUCUGCCUUUACUUCUACACGCCCCUCGACUACGACACACAGAAGAAGCUAUGGACAGGUCGGCCGGAAGACGUCGAGGAAGAAGCCGGAGAGGCGCAGUCUAGUUCUCCGCGAGAUCGUCAGAAGAUGAGGAUGAGCAUUGGCUCCAUUGGCGAAGGCCUCCAGAGGAGGAGCAAGAGCGUGCGGAGGUGGGGAGGUUACCCGGUGAUUAUCAACUUCCAUGGCGGCGGCUUCACCUUGGGAUCGCCACACGACGAUGCACGCUGGUGCGGUACGGUUGUGACAGAAUUGAACGCUGUGGUCGUCUCCGUCGACUAUCGUAGAGCUCCAGAAUACCCCUUUCCUACAGCAGUGGAGGAUGGUGUAGAUGCAGUGCUAUGGAUCCACCAGCAUGCAGCCGAACUGGGUCUGGAUCGGAACAAAAUUCUGCUUUCUGGGUUCUCCUCCGGUGGGAACAUGGCCUUCACAGUACCCUUACGGCUAUACGACCAGUUGACGGGCUUCAGCCGUGUGAAAACCGCAGACCCACAAGCUCAAGAUGGUAGCGAAGCUGGCAAAGGAUUUGUGUAUCGCCCACCGUCUCCCGAGGACUCCACAUCAAGCAGUUCCACGAGAGUGCCCAAUGAUCCGAACGAUCAUGUCUUGGAUCCCACUGGACCUCCGCCACCAUUGCCCAGAGGCAUUAUGAAGAACUCAAACGUAUACGGAGAGCAACAGGUGGAAGUACCCGAGAUACAGAUUCGCGGCAUCGUACCCUGGUAUCCGUCAUUGGACUACACGAGAACACGCGAAGAACGCCGAGCUACUGGGCUGCGGGCCGACCAAGAAUUGCCAGCCUUCUUCACCAAUCUGUUCGACGAUUCAUAUCUGCAUCCUCCCAAAGACGUCACUCUCGACUCUCCGUACCUAUCACCUGCCGUGGCGCCGACAGACCUGCUUCGCAAUGCUUUACCGGACGAUAUCAUCAUGCACACUUGCGAGUACGACAUGUUGCUUGAUGAAGGAAAGACAUUCUACCAGCGGUUGAUCUCAGACGACAUUGGCAAGAACGUGACAUACACCAUGGUGCCGGGCGUUCCUCACGGCUGGGACAAAGCACCUAAUCCGCUGAAGCCAACGCCAGGGGUCAAGGAGUACUACCUCAAAGCCUGCAAGGAGAUGCGACGUAUUUUGGGUGAGCGUCGUGUCGACAGCAUGGCGAAUCAACGACAGAGUAUAGUCAACUAAUCUAUUUGAGCUUUGAGCGUUCUUGAAUGUAUUUCAGCGGGUGAGUGUUAACCAGGAGAUACAGCGACUAAGAGCAGUGCCCAUGGGCAGCACCAGCAGAAGACCGUUCAGUGUGGUUCAAUCCUGUUGCGGCCUUGGUACAACCUUACCUUGGUCCCUUUAUUAUACUAUUCCACAAAAGCUUCCGUGUCAAAUCGAGUUGAGACUUCUGCCCACAUAUCGCGCCUGAGCACGAAAGGAAGCUGUCCGAGAUCUCAGAUGUCUCUGCUUUGUCUUUGCUCUAGGGAUUCCAUAGCACUUUUUCGACAUAACGGGACACGAUGUAGUCUCUGCGUAUCUGAAACAUGCACUCCUACCUAGGAGUGGAUAUAUAAGGCAUCAGAUGGCCUCUCGUAUGUGCUAAACACGUCGACAUCUCACGAGCAAGGUGUGGUACAUGCUCAAGGUAACUCGCAAAUUGUUGCGUGCAUGGCAAACAAUCCCGGGCGAAGGAAACGAUAUCGCCUUUGCUGGCGCACUUCUCAGCAAUCCAAAAACAACCAGAGCGUGCCAGUCCCGGCUCAGACUCAGGCCAUGCCAUUUCUGCAACGUCGAAAACGAAAAUGUUCAGAUGGGAAGGAUUCCUCUCCACCUUCUGGACUUGCACCAUUCCGCCGAUAAUCACCAAGUAUCCCCUCACGACCUCACUCUCACAUAUCAUUCUGGACAGGUUGAACACUUUGCGUUUGGCAAACGCGUCCAGAAGCGUUCACAUCGCUACGCUCGCACCCUCGAUCCCAUGGAAGAUGUCAUCACGACCAUCGAAGUGCUCUGCAUCCAAAACGGCUCCCACACGACAUCCGAGCUCGAAGUCAUGCGAACCAUCUUACGUACAGCAUACACCCAUCGCCACCAACUGUCUGCCGCAAACCUUCCCACACUACAAAAUCUUGUCAAUACCAUCUACAGGCACCCCAGACACCUCUCCCUCCAACGACUCCCUCUGAGCCCUGCUCUGGUCGAACAUUUCUUCGAUCAACUCCACGAUCGAUGUAUCGCGGACAUUGCACCACUAUUAGAACGCACCGGCGACCAAAGCCCCGAAAAUACCUACGGAGAACUCACUCCCCACUUCAUCAGCACCCUCUGCCUCCAAACCUCCCUCUCCCCAUCUUCCACAUUCCUCGAUCUCGGCAGCGGCGUCGGCCAAGUCUGCAUGCAAACCUCGCUCGAAACGGGCUGUACCUCCUUCGGCAUCGAACGCGACGGCCGCUGCCACGCCGUGGCCAUGACGCAUUUCGCACAAUUCGCCCUCCGAGCACAAUUAUGGGGCGCGGCGCACGGGAGUGUGCAUUUGCGACACGGAGAUUUUCUGGCUUGUCCGGCGUUUGUCGAAGAGGAAUUGCUGACUGUGGCGGAUGUUGUGCUGGUGAAUAAUUUGAAAUUGGAACCGGAGUCGGAUUGGGAGUUGCAGAGGAAAUUGACGCAGAGGUUGAAGAGUGGUGCUGUGGUGGUUAGUACGAGGCCUUUGGCGCCGAUUGGGAGGGCGGCGGGGAGGAAGAGGAAGAGGAAAGGGAAGGAGGGGGAGAGAUUGGCGACUUCGAUGGGGAAGAAAAUGAAAAUGAACAAGACGGUGGAACGAGGGGGGAGGGAAAAGGUCCUUGCAACCCCCCCUCCUUCUCCUUCCUCUCCUCCUCCUUCUCCGGGGCUAGUGCUCGAGCGCGAUGAUGAGGUGUUAGUGGAGAGGCGUGGCGAAGAUGAAGUAUGGACAUGGACUCAAUACGUGUAUCCUCCCGGGAGCGUGAGUUGGAGCGACA